UCCUUGUCGAUUAACAUCGUUGAUUUUGUCCACAGCAGUUUAGUUACAAUCUGGACAAUUAUAUUUUUAAAACUGCUAGUAGACAUAAAUAAAUUGUUUGUUUUGCAUAAAAUCACAUGCAAAAUGUAUUAAAGAUACAAGAAAUCGUCGAGAAAUAUAAUUUGUGUAGAAGUUUACUCGGUAAGACGCGUUGUGGAGUCGUGAAAAAAAGUGUGUGGCUGUUGGCUGGGCUGCGUUUUGUUCGUGUCGGUGUUGGUGUCGUUUGCCGUUUCUGACGGCGGCGUGUACUUUAUGUUUAUUGCGACAAAAAUGCGCUUUUCAGCAUUGCCAAAAAGUCUGAAGAGAGAUACUAUAAUCAAACAUUUUCCAGUAAAUUUCCGUUUAUUUAGAGGGUUUCGACUUGCAUAAGAACUUUCAGGUCCAAAUAGAAUAAGACCCAUGGACGCGGAAUGAGCAGGGAUAGCAAGGCACACUGUGCGGGAAAUAAAAGCAGAAAUUGCGAGUUACGUAAUGCAGUUGCAAUAAGUAAUAAAUACACGUAUUAUACAUAUACUGGAUACUGGAAACUAUAAAUGAGAAGAUUACAUUGAAUUAGACUUAAAAUAUGAAUCCCUCCGAGUUGCGUAUGAUGUGGAUGAGUCAUUAUAAUCCCGAGCGCAUCACAGUGGAAGACGCUCCGUCAUAUUUUGGGCAUCCAUCGGUGGGCCUUUCUGUUAUGGAUGAAUUGGCCUCACAUCAGCAAACAAUGGAUUUGAAUCCGAUGAUGAGCUUGUUGGGGGGGGAUUUUAGUGGUCAGGCGGCAGCAGCAGCAGCAGCGGCGGCUGCAUUAGGCGUGCAGCCGACAGCUCUAAUUGCGGCCAACUCCAAUGACAUUUACGGGCUAGCACAGGUCGGUGGUUUGCAUCAGCAAUUGCUUCAACAAUCUGCAGCAGCCGUUUUCCAAAAUUACACUGAAGUUAUUGAUGAUGACGAUGGUCCCGGCGGAGUGGUAAUAGGUGGUAGCAGCGGUGGCUGUGGCAAUGUCAGAGUUGUAGAUAAGUCUUUGGCUACACAAUUUGUGCAUAGCGACGAGCCACAACCUAUUUACGAUCAAUUGGAAGACGGCGGCGGCUUCGGCCAUGGUCUGGCACCAAAACAGGAAAUUAUAAAUAUUGACGAUUUCGUCAUGAUGACCGACUCCAAUUCGUACGAUGGCACAGAUUUCAUGGCUGACGAGAGAGAAAUGACAGAGGGAAGUAGAGCCGGCGUUGAUAUUGCUCAUGCACAAGACAUGGAUGAGAAUGGUGUACUAGUGCCAUUGGAUAAUGCUCAUAAAUUAAUGGGAGAUAAUGGCGAUGACUUGUUGGUGCCCGCCUCCACAUCGGCUGCGCUACAAGGAGCUGUUCCGGCCUCUUCUCGGGGAAUCGGUGUCGGUGGUGGUGGCGGUGGUGGAGGACCUGGGCACCAUCGCUCAUCGCAACGGAAAACCCGCAAAAUUGAGCCGGUCAACAGACCAGGACUGGUGCUGAAGACACCAAUAGCUUAUAAGGGGAACAUAGAUCCAUCGGUUAUACCAAUUCAAAAAGAUGGCAUGGCCGUCUGUGAGCGUUGCGGUGCCAUUGGUGUAAAACACACAUUCUACACUAAAUCACGACGCUUUUGCAGUAUGUCUUGCGCUCGCGGAGAGCUUUAUUCUCUGGUGGUCAACAAUACAAAAAUGGCUGGUGGUGGGCAGCAACAACAGGCAAUCUCUAAUUCACCUGUCCAUGAUCACAUCGAUCACAUUGAUGGCGCAGCUUGCAGUAACAAUGGUAAUAGCAACGACAUACACCAACAAAACGACACACAACGCCAACAAUCCGAUAUUGAGUUGGCGUUACGUGUUGCUCAUAUUAAGAAUUCGAAUUACCGUUUUCGCAUAACAGACCAAUCGAAAAUUACUCAAAUCAAUGGUUUCGGCGAGCCAAUCAUGUCCACCCAACUAUCGUCAGGCAUGGACGCAGCUAUCGGUUUAACGGCAAUCAAUAGUGAAGACGGAGCUUUAAGCUUGAAUGCGGCCGGCUUGGCUACGACGCCGAAGGUACUACAAAUGUAUCGGGAUGUUUUGCCUCAAGAGGACCUGCCACAAAUACCGAAAUUCGAACGUUUGCCAGUUUCAUGUCCACAAAUGGAAAAGAUUAUUAGUAUACGCCGGCGUAUGUACGAUCCGACACAUUCUUUCGAUUGGACGCCGCGUUUGUCGAGAGCCAACUUUUUCGCUGCCCCUGUCACUUGUUUUCCGCAUGCCCCAGGCUAUGAAGUAUGGGAUAGCAUUGGCAUUGAGAUGAAGGUGGAGGUGGAGAACACGGAUUGUGAUAAUACGGAAGUGGUACAGCCAGGGCAGACUCCGCACUCUUUUUGGGUAGCGACCAUUUUAAAUAUUUGCGGAUACAAAGCAUUGAUGCGAUACGAGGGCUUUGACGAGCCCACCCAUGACUUUUGGGUAAAUCUCUGUAAUGCGGAAGUACAUUCGGUCGGUUGGUGUGCGACGCGGGGCAAACCUCUCAUUCCGCCACGCACUAUAGAAAAUAAAUACAAGGAUUGGAAAGAUUUUCUUGUAGAAAGAUUGUCUGGCGCACGUACACUGCCGUCCAGCUUUUACAACAAAAUCAAUGACAGCAUGCAGUCACGUUUUCGACUAGGCUUGAAUUUAGAAUGUGUGGACAAAGAUCGUAUUUCGCAAGUUCGUUUAGCCACUGUUACGAAAAUUGUGGGUAAACGUUUAUUCUUGCGGUACUUUGACUCGGAUGACGGGUUUUGGUGCCAUGAGGACUCGCCAAUAAUACAUCCAGUGGGCUGGGCGACAACAGUUGGACAUAAUUUAGCCGCACCACAGGACUACUUAGAGCGGAUGUUGGCGGGUCGUGAGGCCAUGAUAGAAGUGCAUGAAGAUGAUGCCACUAUUGAGCUUUUCAAAAUGAAUUUCACCUUCGAAGAAUAUUACAUGGACGGCAAAGGUAAUGGCUUUGUGGAAGGCAUGAAAUUGGAGGCAGUUGAUCCGCUGAAUCUCUCAUCAAUUUGUGCUGCCACAGUAAUGGCCGUCCUCAAAUUUGGUUACAUAAUGAUACGCAUCGAUUCAUAUCAACCAGAUGCAACAGGGUCAGAUUGGUUUUGUUACCAUGAGAAGUCGCCCAGCAUAUUCCCAGUGGGGUUUUGCGCUUCCAACAGAAUCACAUUGACUCCACCAAACGGGUUUGAUGUGAACACAUUCAGCUGGGAAACGUAUUUGCAGGAAACAGGUAGUAUUGCCGCUGGCCAACAUUUGUUCCACCGCAUUGUGCCCAAUCAUGGAUUUGAGGUCGGUAUGAGCCUUGAGUGUGCUGACCUUAUGGAUCCCCGUUUGGUUUGCGUAGCAACUGUAGCUCGUGUGGUUGGACGUUUGCUCAAAAUACACUUUGACGGUUGGACCGACGAGUACGACCAGUGGCUAGAUUGCGAAUCGCCCGAUGUUUAUCCGGUUGGUUGGUGUGUGCUAGUCAAUCACAAGCUUGAAGGUCCUCCUAUGCCUGUGCAAUCGAUGGCCAAGGUGAACACGAAAGCGAAAAGUCCGAAAAAACGGAAGAAAAAAUCAACAAAUUCGAAAGGAGGUGAAAGUUUAAAUGCAGCAAAACCGCGAACAAUUGCUUUAAAAACUAAUCCGCAUCUUCCAAAAUUGAGCAUUAAGCUUGAACUUAAACCAGAACAUCAUAAUGCCGCCUUCUACGAAGAUAACGAAGACGACGACGAUGAUAUUGAAUAUGAGGACGAUAGCACGAGUCACCGUUCUGGGCAAUCGACACCAUUAUCACACAAUGAGAUGAGCCAGCAUGCUUUAAUGGAAAAGACGACGGCAGCACAGCAAACGUCAACUUCUCAACCUCCGACGCAAGCGCGAUGUGCAAACGCAACUGUUAAGAAAUCAGUUUCACCAGCACCGCCAGGUGUGGUUCGCAAGGCCACUAGCUAUAUUGGGAAUUCCUCCGUUUGUAAUAGCAAAUACAUUCCGCGUCUCAUUGAAUCUUCUUCGAAUGACAACAAUAGCAGCGGUAGUAGCGGCAAUAAUAACAGUCAAAACGCGGAUCCACACGCAGACCUCAUGCCCGAUACUUGGAAUGUUUACGACGUGUCGCAGUUUUUGCGUGUCAACGAUUGCACGGCGCACUGUGACACUUUUUUGCGUAAUAAAAUUGAUGGCAAACGUUUGUUGCAGCUUUCCAAGGACGAAAUAAUUACGUUGCUUGGUAUGAAGGUGGGACCUGCGCUAAAAAUCUCCGACUUAAUUCAGCAGCUCAAGUGCAGAGUAAAUCCGGGCAAGUCCAGGAUGCAUAAGGCAAAUAAAACAUUUUUAUAGUGCCUUUUGAGGCAACCCCAUCGACUAUUCUCAUUGAAACCACCUGAGCCAACGUUUUCGCCAAAGCUCACAUCACACAGCAGCUCGUCACAAUACUGGUAUGUGGAUAUUGUGUGUGGAGUGUUGUGAGUAUGCUUCAAACGCAUAGUGGUUACUGGAAACGAAUACAAUUAAUCAAAUAACCGAUGUGAGAUCUAUUUGGAAUUCUUUGGGAACCAUACAUAUUUUUGAGAGAAAACUUUAGUUAAGAAGAAAAACGCCGAAAUAAUGAACCAACCAACCAACCCAUGAUGCGGAAGCAAAAACCAAAAUGCAUCAACGUUAAAAGGAAAAUAAACCAUUAAAAAUCCAACAAAGAAAAUAUGAAAACAUUUUGAUUAAAAUUUUCUUUCACGACGUAGAAUAGAUACUUAUUUUAUAAAGAUUUUCACUUCAUACAUAUUUUUAAUACAUAGUACACCGUAGAAAAGUAAUUUUAUUUUAGCUAAA
This is a messenger RNA of Rhagoletis pomonella (apple maggot), 4837 nucleotides long. RefSeq names its product polycomb protein Sfmbt (gene Sfmbt). Gene Ontology annotation, biological process: regulation of DNA-templated transcription; heterochromatin formation. NCBI's taxonomy places the organism in Eukaryota, Metazoa, Arthropoda, Insecta, Diptera, Tephritidae. The record is from RefSeq and is a predicted model, not a curated record. Gene Ontology annotation, cellular component: nucleus. Gene Ontology annotation, molecular function: zinc ion binding.